AGAAUCAUGCGAAUAAAUGAAGACACAGUGCUGAGAGGCCAGCGAGUGCUGCUGGUGCCUUAUGAACCUCAUCAUGUGCCCAGGUAUUUUUGAAACUCAAAUAAGAAAUUUAAUUACACAACAUUAGAGUUGAACAGUUGCAGCAUGAAGAUUGUUAAAGGAAUACUUCCAACACCAUAUCCACUGCAACAUGUUGUAGUGGUUAUGGUGCCAGUAGUGCCCUGGCCUUGUAAUUGGUGUUAAAUGCCACCUAUUUAGAAUCUUGUAAUUGGUUUCCAUUAUAAUUAAGGCAAUGGAUUGAUGAGUUUGCGGUUUGUAAUGCAGCAUACCACUCUGUGAUAAUUUUUUUUUUUGAGAUCUCUAGUCCACCUAUCUUUUGCCUUGGGGAUAGUGAUACCCUUAAUAGCUUGUAUUAUAACUAUACAUUUCAAAAGUGAUUUUGUAUCCUUUCCAAGUUCAAUAAUAUUGCUUAAUUUGUCCACUAUUUCAUUAAAAAUGUUUCUAUAUAAUGAGGUCUUUAAACUUUUAAAUCUAAUAUUUAAAUAUCUCCUGCUGUGGAAUAUUAUACAAUUUCUGAAAAUUUUGAAAGGUUUUUAAGCUUGAUUGAUUCCAGAGUGACAAAUCCAAAUUUUCUAACAUAUUCAUCAAGUGUGUAAGCAGAAGAGAGGGCAAUAUUUUAUUAUCUAGACUUACAUCUCUUUUAAAAAGAUUACAAAAGUUAAAGAGAUUUUGCAAUAUUAUAUUUCCUACCUCGUUCAGGCAAUUUUUCUUCAAACAUUUAACUGGCCAAAGAUAAUUUAUCAAGUUGAAAGGGGAUUUAAAGGACCACUAUAGUGCCAGGAAAACAUACUCGUUUUCCUGGCACUAUAGUGCCCUGAGGGUGCCCCCACCCUCAGGGACCCCCUCCCGCCCGGCUCUGGAAAGGGGAAAGGGGUUAAAACUUACCUUUUUCCAGCGCUGGGCGGGGAGCUCUCCUCUUCCGAUCCUCCUCCUGGGCUGAAUGCGCACGCGCGGCAAGAGCUGCACGCGCAUUCAGCCCGUCGCAUAGGAAAUCAUUUACAAUGCUUUCCUAUGGACGCUUGCGUGCUCUCACUGUGAAAAUCACAGUGAGAAGCACGCAAGCGCCUCUAGUGGCUGUCAAUGAGACAGCCACUAGAGGAUUAUGGGGAAGGCUUAACCCAUUAAUAAACAUAGCAGUUUCUCUGAAACUGCUAUGUUUAUAAAAAAAAUGGGUUAACCCUAGAAGGACCUGGCACCCAGACCACUUCAUUAAGCUGAAGUGGUCUGGGUGCCUAGAGUGGUCCUUUAAUACUAUGUGCUUCCAUCUCAUACCAUCUUUGGGAUUUGUAGUUGUCAAGGUGCAUAAGUACUAACUGCAUUAACAAGCCGGCUCUAUAGUAUAGAUCGAUGUUUACAAAGCCAAUCCCUCCCUGUUUCUGGUGUAGUAAAUUAGCACUUAUCCUAGGACUUUUAUUUAGCCAAAUAUAUUUUGAGAAGGCUGUGUGUACCAUCUUUAGCCAAGGUGUGGGCACUUUUAGGGGAACCAUUCUGAAAAGAUAUAUAAAUUUCGGCACCACAUGAGAUUUUAAGGUGUUAACUCUUCCCCACCAGGAGAUCUCCAUAUUCUUCCAUAUUUUUAAAAGGUGGUUAGUUUCUCUUAGCAGAGAUAAAAAAAUUUUUUACUUGCAUUAGUUCAUUAGGGUUUGCUAUUAUGUUGAUACCUAAAUAUCUAUAUUUUUUCUUUACCCAUUUAAAGCAAAAAUUACUAUCAAGAUAUUUUAUUUCUUGUUUGUCCAUAUAAAAUGGCAUAGCUGUUGUUUUCUCCACAUUUAAUUUAUAGUUUGACAAAAGACUGUAGUUCUGUAUUACUGUCAUGACAUUGUUAACUGAAGAAGACAGGUUGGCCAUCAAAAGGAGUGUGUCAUCUGCAUGUUGGAAUAUUAUAAUUUCUGUUUCUUUUAACUUAAAGCCCUGUAUAUUUGGAUUUGUCCUUAUAUCCAUGGCCAAAGGUUCUGGGGCAAUUACAUAAAGCAGCGGAGAAAGAGGGCAUCCCUGAUGGGUUCCAUUGGUAAUUUCAAACCAGUAUAAGAGAAGAAUACAUUGCUGAAAUAGCUGAUAGAAUUUUCCGCGAAAAUCCAAAAGCCUUUAGUGUGUAUUUAAUAAAGUUCCAAUUGACCCUAUCAAAGACUUUUUCUCCAUCUAAAGCCAAGCCUAGAAAAGGAACUUUAGAUGCAUGAAUUCUUUGAUAUAUAUUUAGAAUUUUUCUAAUAUGAUUGGUAGAAGAUCUGACAGGGAUGAAUCCUACUUGGUCAGGAGAAAAGUGUUGUAAUAACUUUUUUAAUUCUACCAGCUAAUAUAGUUACAUAUAUUUUGUAAUCAAUAUUGAGUAAUGCUAAUGGACGAUAAUUUACUAAUUACGUUGGGAUUUUAUCUUGUUUAAGGACAGGAAACAAAUUUGCGUUCAGCAUUUCUUUUGGCAUAGAUCCUUUCAUCAUUAAAAAAGUUAUACAUUUCCGCUAAAUGCAGACUUAAUUGAUCUUUAUAUAAUCUAUAAAAUAAGUCGAUAUAUCCAUCAGGUCCGGGAGAUUUCUUUCUUUUAAGAUUAUUAAUAAUAGCACUUACUUCUUCUGAUGUUAUAGGUUCAUUAGGUUGUGUUAAUUGUUGUUGAUUUAAAGACAGAAACUAUUUAUUUUGAAAAUAGGCUUCUAAUUGAAUAUGAGAGGUAUGAUCUGGCAAAUUAUACAGUUCCAAUUUCUUUUGUUGCUAGAAGAAUCUGUUGUCCUAUAAUUAUCUUAUUUAUAUUAUUUUCUGCGCGUCUAGCUUUAAUUUUGUUGGUUAGUAGUUUAUCUGCCUUAUUGCCUCUAUAGUAAAAAUUUGAUUUUAGAAUGUCUAAAUUUUUAUUGGCUCUAGUUAUUAAUUGUUUGUUAAUUUUAGAUUUGACUUCUGUUAUCUGUAAUCUCUUUUGAAGGUGUAGAUUUAUUUUCAUUACUAUAUUGAGCUAAUUUAACAUAUAGUUGUGAGAGGCUCCUGUGUGUAUUAUCUAUGCAGCUUUCUCUACCCUCUGGCUCUCCAGAUGUUGUUGAACUAGAACUACAACUCCUAUGAUUCUCUGGCUAUCUAUUUAAUUCAAAGAAUCAUGAGAGUUCUAGUUCAGCAACAUCUGGAGGGCCAGAGUUUGGAGAAGCCCGUAUUAAAGGAUUAAAGUUCUCUCUUUCAUUGAUAGCUUGUUGUCAAGUCUAAGAAGAUACAAAAAAUAUAAUAACUUCCUUUAACAUUUUAAGCUAUGCAGCUUUUGGCAAGAGAGGAAAUGUUCUGUUUUUUAAACAUGUUCUGUCUGUAGAUACCAUGAAUGGAUGAAAUCAGAGGAACUGCAGAAAUUGACGGCUUCGGAGCCUCUCACAUUAGAGCAAGAAUAUAACAUGCAGCGUAGCUGGAGAGAGGACCCAGACAGUGAGUAAAAUAUUUUAUGUACCUCUUUUUUUUUUCUCAUAUGUUGUUUCUCUUUUUUUUUUCAGCAUCACUUCAUUUUUUUUUAUUAAAUCAAAUUUUAUUGAAUUUUCGAGGAUGACAAAGUUGUAAACAGAUAUGGGCAUUGAUCCAUUUCUUUAUAAAUACGUCACUAGGCUCUUUUUGUGACUUAUGACUGGCCAUGCUCUACGGUUUGCAGAGGUUUCUUGAUACUUUAGUCUGAUACUUGCUGCUAUGAGAAUUAAAACUCAGAAAGUCUAGACCUACGUGAUUUUCCUUUUUUUAAUCAUGCUUGUAUGUGCACAGGUACGUGUAGAAAGGGAGUUAGGGCAGCAUCUGUAGGCACUACCCUUGGAGUUGCCAAAAAGUAGGUCUGCUCCUAUGUUACAUUGCCGGCUUUAAAGGGAAACAUUAAACAGCACAACUACUUUAUUUAGUGGUUUCAGUACAUCUUUACUCUGGCAAUGUAAAAACACGCCUCUAGGGAUUGUCAAACUAACAGCCACUAGAGGCACCUUGCCCUUAAAGGACCACUAUAGGCACCCAGGCCACUUCAGCUUAAUGAAGUGGUCUGGGUGCCAGUUCCAGCUAGGGUUAACCCUUUUUUCUAUAAACAUAGCAGUUUCAGAGAAACUGCUAUGUUUAUAAAAGGGUUAAUCCAGCCUCUAGUGGCUGUCUCAUUGACAGCCGCUAGAGGCGCUUGCGUGCUUCUCACUGUGAUUUUCACAGUGAGAAGACGCCUGCAUCCAUAGGAAAGCAUUAUCAAUGCCUUCCUAUGAGACUGGCUGAAUGCGCACGAGGCUCUUGCCGCGCAUGCGCAUUCAGACGAGGAGGAGGAGAGGAGGCGGAGAGGAGGAGAGGUGUCCCCCGCCCGGCGCUGGAGAAAGAGGACCCUGAGGGUGGGGGCACACUCAGGGCACUAUAGUGCCAGGAAAACUAGUAUGUUUUCCUGGCACUAUAGUGGUCCUUUAAGAACUCUUUGAAAUUGUUAUGCACAGCCUGAUGAUGCCAAAGUGUGAAGCCCACAGAACUACAUUUCCCUCAAACAUGGGGAAAGGGACACCCAACAGGCAUCUCUGAUCAUGGGUCUGGUCAAAGCACCUUAACCUUUUCUUAGAGCAGCCAGGCCCCUGUCAGAUUGGCGGUGCUGGGAGGAAUUGCGUUCAGGUCAAAGAACCUAGACCAGUUUCCCAUAAGCCGAAACUAGCAACCAGAUCUGGACCCAAGUGGGUGUAUAUUUUUGUGUGUAUAUGCAUCUGUCAGAAUGUUUGUGUGUAUAUUUUGUGUGCAUGUGCAUCUGUCAGAAUGUGUGUGUGUGUUAUAAUGUGUGUUAUUGUGUAUGUGUAUCUGUGUCAGAAUGUGCGUGUGUAUAUCUGUGUAUCUGUAUCAAAAUCUGUGUCAAUGUGAAUCUGUGUCAGAAGGUGUGUGACAGUGUAUCUAUGUCUUUCAGUAUGUAUGUGUAUCUGUAUCAGUAUGUGUUUGUGCGUCAGUGUAUGUGUAUGUGUAUAUGUACAUAAAUCCCAGCAUUCAAACACCCAACAUUUUUCUCAGAUACAGCCCUGCAGUCAAACGCCUAAACUAGUUACGAACAAAUCACUGCGUUCAAACAUCAACACUACACACUAAUUCUCUAGAUUCCUGAAAAAAAAAUUCUGGAAAAAGUGAAUACCCCUGUUAUGAUCUUGAGCAGGUCAGUUAAGAGACUUUGGCCAGAGUUAAUAUUUGAGGAUUUAUUGGGGAGUUCGGACAUAAAAGAAAAAUUCUUAUAAAUGAAAAAAUAGGGAGAAGGAAAAUAAGAGAAACAAAGGUUUAGGCUAUAUGCCCUAUAUGCAUUAUAAACCGGAUGUAGAAAGAGAAUAAGAGAACCUAUAGAUAAAAGUAUAGGUUGAAUAUAGAGGGUUAAGUAUAAAAGAAUAGAACAGAACGGAACAAGGUUUCAGGAAAGUAGGAAAAUCAGAACUUGUUUAUGGGAGCACUGAUAAUAGCGGAAAAUAACACCUUGUAAUAGGAGUUAGCAGCAAUGUCCAGAUAGGUGUUAUGCAGGUUGGUGUAAAUCAGGAUUGCAGGAUAGUAGCAUAGGUUAGGCUAGUUUGGAGCAGGUUGGUAUAAAGCUGGUUAAUAGGAUAAAGCAGGAUAGAAGCGUAGAUUAGGCUGGCUUGGAGCAAGUUGGUAUAAAGCUGAUAAGUAGGAUGGAGGCGUAGGUUAGGCUGGUUUUGAGCAGAUUGGUAUAAAGCUGGUUGGCAGGAUAAAGCAGGAUAGAGGCGUAGGUUAGGCUGGUUUGGAGCAGGUUGGUAUAAAGCUGGUUUGCAGAAUAAAGCAGGAUAGAAGCGUAGGUUAGGCUGGAUUAGAGGAGGUUGGUAUAAAGCUGGUUGACAGGAUAAAGCAGGAUAGAACCGUAGGUUAGGCUGGAUUGGAGGAGGUUGGUGUAAAGCUGGGUGGCAGGAUAAAGCAUGAUAGAGGUGUAUGUUAGGCUGGUUUAGAGCAGGUUGGUAUAAAGCUGGUUGGCUGAAUAAAGCAGGAUAGAAGCGUAGGUUAGGCUGGAUUGGAGGAGGUUGGUAUAAAGCUGGGUGGCAGGAUAAAGCAUGAUAGAGGCGUAUGUUAGUCUUGUUUGGAGCAGGUUGGUAUAAAGCUGGUUGGCUGAAUAAAGCAGGAUAGAAGCGUAGGUUAGGCUGGAUUGGAGGAGGUUGGUAUAAAGCUGGUUGGCAGGAUAGAGGCGUAGGUUAGGCUGGUUUGGAGCAGGUUGGUAUAAAGCUGGGUGGCAGGAUAAAGCAUGAUAGAGGCGUAUGUUAGGCUUGUUUGGAGCAGGUUGGUAUAAAGCUGGUUGGCUGAAUAAAGCAGGAUUGAAGCGUAGGUUAGGCUGGAUUGGAGGAGGUUGGUAUAAAGCUGGUUGGCAGGAUGGAGGCGUAGGUUAGGCUGGUUUGGAGCAGGUUGGUAUAAAGCUGGUUGGCAGGAUAAAGCAGGAUAGAACCGUAUGUUAGGCUGGUUGGCAGGAUAAAGCAGAAUAGAAGUGUAGGUUCUUAGGUAGGAUUACAGGAGCCAGGAACAGAAGUCUUACAGGAUGAGCAUCAACUUCAUUGUAAAGGCAAUGUGGUGAGUUGGGUGUAGCCUUUUGUAGCUUCUUAAUUAGCCCAGGCAGGAGGAUGAUGAAGGCAAAGCAUAAUCUGUGCAGGAACUUGGUUUUAAAGAAACAGAAUAAACGAAACAAACUUAGAUAGGAUCCUGACAACCCCUGGGAAGGUUGCACUCCUGUGAGUCAGUGACAGGGUCUUUCUUCCUGGACCCAGCAAUAAUGGACAAAUAAAAAACAAAGAUACAUUAUUUUGAUAAUUUUGGGACUAUUGUAAUUUCUCGCUUUUUACUGUGAAGUGAUCAGUGAUUCACAAAGUUACGUCUCAUUAAGUGCUUGCAGUUUAGCUGUGUUCAUAUUGCCAUGGGUACAGAAGAAUAUUCAUUCAUUUUGCUGCCUCCUGUUGAUGUGCUGGCAGUUUGAGAAACUGCUUUUUACCUAACACCACUGGCUAGCAUUAUAUCGGACAAUAAUUACAACAAAAAUAGCAGCUGUGCUCGUAACCUCAAUGUUUAUUUUUAACACAUAUUUGUGUAUCUUCUUUGCAGAAUGUACCUUCAUUAUAUUGGAUGCCCUACAGUGGGAACAGGGUUGCCCUGAGGAGCAAUGCAUGGUGGGAGAUGUUAAUCUGUUUCUCACCGAAUCUGAAAAUCCAGGAUUAGCAGAAAUCGAAAUUAUGAUAGCAGGUAUUUCUGCCAUAUUUUUUUUUCCUCCUUAAUAUUCCCUUCUUUAUUAUUCAUUUAGCAUACCCACAUAUUUGUUCAUGGUUUCUUCCCCAAACCUACUAAUAAACCCAAAACCUAACCUUAUUGACCACCACAUCUCCCACACGUCUACUUCAUACUCUCAUAUUACAGUGCUCGUAUUACAGUGCUUUAGACUGGCAAAACAUGGAAGCUGUAGUUUUAAAAACAUCUGAGGAUCUACCUUUUGGGCAUCCCUGUAUUUAAGGAACUUUCAGAUGCGGACCUUGCAAAGCAUGUCUGUUUAUUCUGCCCUCCAAAAAUACCUACGAUACCCACACAAAGAGUAUUUUGAAUCUAAUACGCUUGCAAAUUGCGCCACAACAUAUGUGAUAUAUAUUAUCGCAUGUAGUUAUGGUUUAUUAUGUUUUGUUAAAACUGAUCAACCAUUUAGGUGUCACAUUUUAUAACAUGAACAUUCUGUGGUUAAUCUCCAUGUAUCUACCCCUAUUGCUAUAUAUUUAAGAGCCGUUCAUGAUGGUGACUUAGCCUUCUUAAAUUCCAAGUUAUUGAGAAAUUGAGGAAUAAUCCUCAAAAAGUGGAUUUAAAUAUUGGUCUUUUGAUAUUAGAAUCCAAGUGGAUAUAUUUCUUUAAAUCUCAGACAUUUAAUGGGUUGAAUGAAGAAUUCAACUUUACUCCCAUUAUACACUGCAUCUGUCAUUCUGCAUAUAAGUGUGUUGUUAAUGGAUCUUUAGUUAUUAGAUUCUUGUACAUAUGUAAAUAACUUAAUAUUUUUGUUUUAGUUACUCUUAUUUGUCAAGAGCCUAUUGUCAUUUCCAAUAUGAACACCACUUGAGCUGUAGUUAAAAUGGAAUAUAUCAAAUUUUCAUCACUAGUGGUUCUGGUUUUAUUCUGUGUCUUUAAUGUCUGUUGACUAUGGUGAAUUAAGUCCAAUUGGGAAAACAACAGAUGAUUGUCAUCUCUUUACUUUUAUAAUUGGCCUACUACAUCCUGAAGUUAUGGUAUUUAAUUCCCGUUCGAUUUAUGGUCUAUUUCCACGCGAAAUGCGUAUCAGGGCUCGGUAUCUUUAGAGUAGAGAAGAGUAGAUUUUAUUAAGAUAGAAAAGUAGGUUUUAUUACCUUUACUUCGAUCUGUAUUCCUUUUCUUCAAUAGCCCUUAGUGAUUGCUUCUAGUCUCGUUUUUUUUUUUUUCAUUUUUUUUUUUACUUUUGUGUAAUGCAUCCCUCUCAUAUCUGUCAGUCCCUACAUUGGCUUCCUAUAAGAUAUAGAGCUCAAUUUAAAAUUCUGGUUCUUGCUUUCAAACCGCUACAUAAUGCUGCUCCCACCUAUCUAUCCUCCCUUAUACACAAGUAUGUCCCGUCUAGGCCCUUACAAUCUGCUGAAGACUUACGUCUCUCUUCUGUCCUUACUUCCACCUCUGAUGCUCGCCUUCAAGAUUUCUUGAGGGCAGUACCGUUCCUGUGGAACUCGCUUCGCUCCUCCGUUAAAUGCUCACCGAGUCUCCACUCCUUCAAAAAAUCAUUAAAAACCCACUUCUUCAUAAAAGCGUAUCAAUUAAACUGUUAAUAGCUCCUGACUGAUUCCUCUUCUGCAACUGUCACUAGUCUAAUACUAUCCUUACCUUUUGUGUCAUUUUACCCCACUCCCUCUAGCAUGUAAGCUCAUUGAGCAGGGCCCUGAACCCCUCUGUUCCUUUGUGUCCAACUUGUCUGGUUACAACUACAUGUCUGUUCGUCCACCCAUUGUAAACUGUUGUGGAAUUUGAUGGCGCUAUAUAAAUACCAUAAUAAUAAUCUUAUCUAUUAUCAGUGAUUUAAUUGUGCUACCCAGACUUUUUAGUCCUUUUUUUUUUUUUUGCCCGGUUUCCCUGUCGUAAAUAUGGUAAUUCAUUAAUUCCGGUAUUUAACAUUUUAUAGUAUUUUAGGAUAUUUGAUUCAUAAAGAGAAUAAAUUACUUGGUUAUGAUUUUCCAAACUGAUUAGUUGCUUAUAUCCAACUCAUUACUAUUUGAAUAUUCCUCUAUACUUUGUAACCUUGGUGGUUUCCAAGACCAUUUAAAAUUCUGAGGUAUCUGGGCAUUUGGAUUGCCGCUAUGUAGAAAUAUAAAACAGUGAUUACACUGUUGCGGUUCAUUGUAUCUGCUGUCAGUUAAUAACAAGCAUUUUACUGUACAACAAAUUCAUUCUCAGGAAUAUUGUUUCAGGCCCCUAAAUAGGUAGUCCAGUACUACUGUGUAAGGAAUACAUGUUUGUAUUGCUAACACUGUUGUGUUCCUUUAAUAAUAGUGGCCGUGUAUGAACCAGGUGCAGUAAUCUGUCAAAAUCUUAAUACUGCCUUUUUGGCAUUAUUUUUUAAAUAUUUUGUUGUGUUCUAUAUUAUCAAAUGUAUCUGCAUUUUGUAGAAUAACCAGUCUAUAAUCAUUUUACCCCACUCCCUCUAGCAUGUAAGCUCAUUGAGCAGGGACCUCAACCCCUCUGUUCCUGUGUGUCCAACUUGUCUGGUUACAACUACAUGUCUGUUCGUCCACCCAUUGUAAAGCAUUGCGGAAUUUGACGGCGCUCUAUAAAUAUCAUAAUAAUAAUAUAAUCUAACCAUUUUUUAUUUAUAGAGCCUGUAUUUCGUGGCAGAGGGUUUGGUGAAGAAUCUGUUCGCCUGAUGUUAUUUUAUGGUAAGUUGAAUUUUUUUGGAAUUAAUUCUGAAGUAUUUAAUGUAACCUCUAUCUCUCUCUUGUGAAGGUGUUACAGCACUGGGAAUCUCCACGUUUGAAGCCAAAAUUGGACUAGAGAAUGUCACAAGUAUUCGGUUGUUCCACAAACUGCAUUUCCAAGAUGUAGGUGAAUCUAUAUCGCUAUACCUACAUGUCUAAUGUCCAACGUAACGCAUCAGUCCACGUGAUAUAUUUUUUCUGUACAUAGGUUUCUCUGAGCCAAGUAUUCCAAGAGAUGACACUAAGGUGGGAAGUGACUGAACCAGAAAGACAGUGGCUGGCUCCCUCAAGUCCUGUGAUGAUGACAACUUACAAAGAAAUCCAAAGAAACAUUAAUAAUUCAAAACUUGGUCAAUCAAGAAGCGACGUCUCUUCAGAUGUCAAAUCUGUAUAGCAGUAACCAUUACCACACGGAGUAAGAACAUUGGUGGGAAUGAAGAUCCAAUAGACGGGAGCUGCUGAUCUCUUAAUCAUAGGAGGAGCAUAAAUAUGCCCCGUAUUGGAGAAUAUCUGUUACAGUAUUUUUAAUUAAAAGUAUAAUUAGUAAUGCAUUUUUUUUAUAGUAAUCUAGAUUGGGAAAAAAAGACUUAUAUUAAUAAUUUUCAACAUUUUGCACAUUUCUGUUCCUGCUCGUCCAAAAAGUAAAAAAAAAACAAAAAACAAUAUAACACAUUUUAUAAUUGUGCCACAAAAAGAGUGGCCAGGAUGCAUCUUGUGUCUGCAAGUUGUCCCCACACAUUAAUUAUAUCCUUAAUUAUAAAAAACUAGCCCUUUUAAAAAACAAUCUCUAUAGAAAUUGAUAAAACAAUCUAUUUAGGAAGAGAAGUCCAUAUUUUGAUUGUUCUUACUGUAGCUAACCCUUUUAUGUAGGUAUAUGAAGGUAAACCCCAUGAAUGUUUAGCAGAAGUUAAAGAGAAUUCUCUUUUCAGAAAGGAAGCAAAUUCAUCUGAUAAACCUGUGUUUGUUGACGGGUCCAGUUUCUAUUCAGAUGGGAAGUACUAUACAGG
Messenger RNA from Pelobates cultripes (western spadefoot toad), 10951 nucleotides. The record is from the annotation of a GenBank genome assembly. Lineage: Eukaryota; Metazoa; Chordata; Amphibia; Anura; Pelobatidae.